AUGAGGCGUGCUGCAGCUUUUCUUGCGUUGCUGCUCUGUCUGUACUGGACGAGGGCUCAGGGUGAGAGUGGAGGGGUGACAGAGAAUGAUAUCUCUCAGACAGAGGUUCAGUCUGAGAUCCUGCGUGUUAAAGCAACCAGUGAUCAGACUAACAUCAUUCCUGAUAUCUGGGCUGAGCUAAAGGAGCUGAGAGACAUGGUGAUCCAACACAGUCUGGAGCUGCAGAAGCUGGAGCAAGAGAAUACAGCCAUACAGGCCAGACUGACAGCCAGUGAAAGCAAAAAUGAAGUUUUGGAGGCCAAAAUGAACGCCAGUGAAAAUGUUAUUGUGGAGCUCAAGAGAGACAUCAUGGUGUUGGAGGCCAGAAUGAGCUCCAAUGAGCUCCAGGUGGAGGAGCUCAAGAGAGAGAAUGCAGGUAAAAAAAAAAAAAAAAAAGUAAAAACCUCUAAUGCAGAUCUUCUAGCCAGAGUAACAGGAACAGAAAAUAAGAGCACAGUGUUGGAGGCCAGAAUGAGCUCCAAUGAAAACGAGGUGGAGGAGCUCAAGAGAGAGAAUGCAGACCGACUAAAGGUGGCAUUUUCAGUCAGUCUUACUGAUGCAGGACAUGUUGGACCCUUCAAUACUGAAACCACACUUAAGUUCAGUAAAGUCUUCACCAAUAUCGGCCAGGCCUACAACCCAACUACAGGUAUCUUCACAGCUCCAGUCAGAGGAGCCUACUACUUCAGAUUCACCUUGUGGGACACACAUACAUCAACUUGGAUGGGUGCUAAUCUCUAUCACAAUAAGAAGAGAAUGAUGUAUAGUUCAGACAUCACUGAUAGCAAUGGCAAUGUCUCUGUGUCUAAUGCUUUAAUCCUUCAACUAGAAAAGGGGGAUGUGAUCUACAUGACUCUUGGGACAGACCACCGUGUUUCAGAUCAAUACGUCAAUCGUACCACCUUUGAUGGUUUUCUGCUUUUCCCUCUGUGA
Molecule: messenger RNA, 972 nt
Organism: Thunnus maccoyii (southern bluefin tuna)
Lineage: Eukaryota; Metazoa; Chordata; Actinopteri; Scombriformes; Scombridae
Exons: 8
Coding region: 1-972 (323 amino acids)
Molecular function (GO): protein binding
Source: RefSeq, a predicted model, not a curated record